AUGCCCGAUCAUAAAGAAAAGGACAUCGACAAACUCACGAACAUCGUGCCCAAGCUCAAAGGAAAACAAAACUUUCCUCGCUGGCGCGAGUUUCUCGAACUCGCUUGCAGGCAUUACGACAAACACCUCUGGCAAAUUGUCACUGGACAAAAUCUUUGCCCUGAGGGCCCAGUCGAUUACGCCGACAACGAAAUCCGCGACCGCGCAGCGGCAGACUACAAUGUCAACGUUGCUACACAAGAACAAAUUGAUGAAUGGACUACUGUCAACAUCGAUAACGUUAAUGCGGACUAUGAUGAAUGGACUAGGCUAUCCGACGCUGCAAAUCUACUCAUCUUCGCUACCAUCGAAGACUACUGCAUCUCAAUGAUCUCCGGUCUUCACACAGGCCCAGAAGCCUACGCUGCGCUCCUCAAGGCCUAUGGACAAACUACACCCGAUACCAUGAGAAUCAAAUUCGACAUACUCAUGAACUGCACUUUCCGAGUCAACGGACAUCCUGACGCAUUCCUUGGUGCCUGGCGCAAAGCUCUCAAUGAUUAUCACUCUCUCGUGACCAAGGAUGAACAUAUCCCAAGGACACUUCAGUAUAUGCACUUCGUUCGUGCUGUACAGGCAAAUCCCGCUACAGAAACCUGGGUUGCAAUCCACCAACCAGACCUGGCCUCACCCUCUCUUAUGGAAGACACAUUCACAAGCUUCCUCAACCACCUACACUCUAAAUACAAAGCCCAAACCUCGUUAUCCGCUUCAAUGACAAGAAACGACAGAGAAAGAGGCACUGGACGAGGCCGCGGAACUGGACGUGGUGGUCAGGGGGGACAACAUGGAGGACAAAGAGGGAAUUACGGUGGACAGGGGGGCUCAAACUUCGAGUCAAAGCAGCCUCUAAAGAAGAGAACCUUCUGUGAGUAUCACAAACGUGAAUGCCACCACACUACGGAAGAAUGCUCUCAAAACCCGAACAGACACGAAAAACCAACGACUCAGGGAGCAUCAGCAGCCACUCAACCCCCAGAAUAUAAGGCAAGUUGUGCUAGAGUACACAGAAUCGGGGAAUUCGACGCCGAUUCGUAUUUCAAAGCUGCUCAAGCCGCCUCCCUCCACAACAGUCAAGGCUCUACCUUAGAGUCAACACGUACCAACACCGAUCCAGGCGUGUCUACUUCAGAGUCAAUCAAAACAGCAUCAAAAGCUACACUAAACAGGGAAGUACCAAUCACAGACUGGAUGCUGGAUUCAGGAGCCACAGCACAUAUGACACCUCACAGAACAGUCUUCUCUACCUUCACACCUCGCCGGGAACCAGUCUACUUGGCAGACAACCACACCCUAUGGACAGAAGGCUAUGGAGACGUUUACCUCUCAGUUGGUACAGGACCUGACACUGGACAAAUCGAACAACUACACCUCGUUCAAGUCUGGCUGGUACCAGGUCUAGCCAAGAACCUGGUAUCCACCUCUAGACUCACUGAUAAACACACAAAUGUUCUUAAUUGCUGUGAUUACUCUCUCAUCCUACGGGAUAACAAAACCAUUGCCUACGCGUACAAGAGAUACCACGAGUAUUGGUUUUACAACCAGAACAACUCACACUUGUAUUCAUCACUGGCAAAACUCAACCUCUUGGCAUACUCAUCCUCAGCUGGAAGAAAUGCCAAGACAAUCACACCUAUCAACAUGCACCUGGCACAUCGUCGAGCAUGUCACGCUGGCGAACAAAAGGUUUCACGCAUGACAACCCAUUCGCUCGGCAUUGACAUCAAAAAGGGAACCGGUAUUCAGAAACCCUGUGGUCCUUGCGUACAAGGCAAAGGUCAUUCUCUUCCCUUUGGCCGCCCUAAACACAUCACCUCGAAACCAGGACAAGUCAUUCACACUGACGUCUGGGGACCGCUAUCAGUCAUGGCACAAGGCCAAUUCAAGUACUUCGUUCUGUUCAUAGACGAAGCCUCACGGUUCUGUUGGCUACAGCUUCUCAAAUCACGAGAUGAAGUGCUUCAAAAGUACAUAGAACUUGAAAGAUACUUACUCACUCAAUUCGGAGUCCGAGUCAAAAAGUUGCAUGGCGACAACGCCAAGGAAAACAUUCCUCUCGAAACUCACUGCAAAGCAAACGGAAUGAUUUGGGACCCUUCUCCACCAUACACUCAUCAACUCAAUGGAAUACCAGAAUCCAAGAAUCGUUUUCUUAUAGAGCCACUGAUUUCAAUCAUGACAGAACAUCAGUUGCCCAAACAUCUUUGGGGCAUACUCUUACAGGGAAUCAACUACACAUUCAACAGGCUAUGGCACUCCACGAUUGACAUGACUCCUUAUGAAGCACUCUAUGGUCACAAACCUGAUAUCUCAAACCUGAGAGCACUUGGAUGUCAAGCGUGGUAUCUUGUCGACAAGACAAACCGACCAACCAAACUUUCACCACAUAUGAUGGAAGGUCGCCUUAUUGCCUAUGGGAAUGACUGA
Messenger RNA from Penicillium argentinense, 2466 nucleotides. Its product is annotated as integrase catalytic domain-containing protein. The record is from RefSeq and is a predicted model, not a curated record. Bases 1 to 2466 code for a protein of 821 amino acids. NCBI's taxonomy places the organism in Eukaryota, Fungi, Ascomycota, Eurotiomycetes, Eurotiales, Aspergillaceae. Gene Ontology annotation, biological process: DNA integration. Gene Ontology annotation, molecular function: nucleic acid binding. The transcript has a single exon.